Molecule: messenger RNA, 2003 nt
Organism: Gadus chalcogrammus (walleye pollock)
Lineage: Eukaryota; Metazoa; Chordata; Actinopteri; Gadiformes; Gadidae
Gene: lgmn
Product: legumain
Exons: 14
Coding region: 134-1432 (432 amino acids)
Biological process (GO): vacuolar protein processing
Molecular function (GO): cysteine-type endopeptidase activity
Source: RefSeq, a predicted model, not a curated record
CUGUUUUUCCCUAAAGUCUUGCCUAUAAAGAUCCAUCCCGUAACCCUCAGCGUUUAUGCUGCGCACCCACUUGAGGAUUAACAACGAGUCGCUUCCUUCGCUUCAAUAAAGGACACUGUCUAGACAACGAGCGAUGUUCACCCCGGUGGUCGUCCUGCUGGGCCUGGGUCUGAGUCUGACCCAUACGUUCCCCUCCCAAGCCCCAGAGGCUGGGAAGAACUGGGUGGUGAUCGUCGCUGGCUCCAGCGGCUGGUACAACUACAGACAUCAGGCCGAUGCGUGCCAUGCCUACCAGAUCGUCCAUAAGAACGGCAUUCCUGACGAGCAGAUUGUGGUCAUGAUGUUUGACGACUUGGCCACUAACGAAAACAACCCCACCCCCGGCGUGGUGAUCAACCGGCCUAACGGCACCGACGUGUACAAGGGCGUCCCCAAGGACUACACCGGAGACGCGGUCACACCAGAGAACUUCCUUGCGGUUCUGAAGGGAGACUCCGCCAAUGCGAAGGGCGGUUCUGGGAAGGUUCUCAAGAGCGGCCCUAACGACCACGUGUUUGUUUACUUCACGGAUCACGGCGGUCCUGGCAUCCUGGCGUUCCCCGACGACGAGCUCCACGUUAAAGACUUCCAGGAUACCAUCAAAUACAUGAGGGACAACAAGAAAUACCAAAAGAUGGUAAUGUACAUCGAGGCGUGUGAGUCCGGCUCCAUGAUGACCGACCUGCCCGAAGAUAUCGAUGUGUACGCCACCACGGCCUCCAACUCCCACGAGUCCUCGUACGCCUGCUACUACGACGAGAAGAGGGACACCUACCUGGGUGACUGGUACAGCGUCAACUGGAUGGAAGACUCCGACGUGGAGGAUCUGACCAAAGAGACGCUGGUGAAGCAGUUUAAGCUCGUCAAGAAACACACCAACACCAGCCACGUGCAGCAGUUUGGGAACAAGACCCUGGCCCAUAUGAAGGUGAUGGCCUUCCAGGGUAACUCCAUGGCCGGCGCCCCCCGAGCCCCCCCCAUGACCCUGCAGCCCGUGGCGGACCCCGACCUCACCCCCAGCCCCGACGUGCCGCUGGCCAUCCUGAAGAGGAAGAUGAUGGCGUCCAACAACCUCCAGCAAACCAGGGGCCUGCUCAUGGAGAUCAGCACCCAUCUGAAGAUCCGGGAGGUGCUGGCCGACAGCAUGCGGCGGGUGGUGGAGGAGGUGACCGGGGACUCAGUGCAGGCCCAGGCGGUCCUGAACUCCUGGUCCACCCUCACGCAGCACGCCUGCUACCAGAGCGCAGUGCGCCACUACAAGACUGCCUGCUUCAACUGGCACAAGACGGAGUACGAGUAUGCAAUCCGCCACCUGUACGCCCUGGUCAACCUUUGUGAGAGAGGAUACGCCACAGACAGGAUUCUGCAGGCCAUGGAUGCUGCGUGUUACUGAGUGAGGACGCCUCCCGCCGAACCAAAGAGCGUCUGAGAUGAGACCUGAGGAUGAGGAGGAUGAUGAUGAAGAAGGUGGUGAUGAUGACAAGGUUUAACGGGGAACUCUUCUGAGAGCAUGGCUCCUCUGCACUUUUAACGAAUCAACCAGACGUCCAGCUGAAUGUUUUGCUUUUGUUUUGGAUGCAGACUUUUACACCUAUUUUGGUUUGUUUUUUAAUCCGGUUUCACACAUGUUUUAAGUUGUGGUUUUAUGAUGGAUGCACUGCGAAUGAGUCUGUUUUAACAGGGUAUUUUAACCACUUCCAAUUUUUUUUUUUUUUUUUUUUACGAUUUAGUUCUUCAAUGUUGGGCGAAUGUGGCCUGCCAGUGUAUUUCGAUUUAUUUUGCACAUUAAGACUUUAAGCUUGCAUAUGUGGCUUGGAUGAGUCAAAUACGUACUGAUUGCUGAUCAAAUAUUCUAAAUGCGUACUGCCGCCGAUCCUAGGCACGUUUCGUCAAUCACGCCCUGCUCCAUCGUUUUGGAAAAUAAAAAAACACUUGAAGACGUCGUGGGUGUACUUUUGAAUUUC